CGGAAGUGACGUAAGAGCAGGCCGAGUCGGAGGGUUUGGGUAAAAAUGGCUGAAUAUUUAGCUUCGAUAUUCGGGACUGAGAAGGACAAGGUUAACUGCUCUUUUUACUUUAAGAUCGGGGCCUGCCGGCACGGAGACCGAUGCUCUCGGCUUCACAACAAACCGACUUUCAGCCAGACCAUAGUGCUGCUCAACCUGUACCGGAAUCCACAGAACACGGCCCAAACGGCAGACGGCUCGCACUGUCACGUGAGCGACGUGGAGGUGCAGGAACACUACGAUAACUUCUUCGAGGAGGUGUUCACAGAGCUGCAGGAGAAGUACGGAGAGAUCGAGGAGAUGAACGUCUGCGACAACCUGGGCGACCACCUCGUGGGCAACGUCUACGUCAAGUUCCGGCGGGAGGAGGACGCGGAGCGGGCAGUGGCUGAACUCAAUAACCGCUGGUUCAAUGGGCAAGCCGUGCACGCCGAGCUGUCUCCUGUCACCGACUUCCGGGAGUCGUGCUGUCGGCAGUACGAGAUGGGGGAAUGCACCCGAGGCGGCUUCUGCAACUUCAUGCACCUGCGGCCCAUUUCCCGGAACCUGCGGCGGCAGCUCUACGGGCGGGGACCCAGGCGCAGGUACUCCAGGCCCGGCCUGCCAAGAGUCCUCAUGAGGCCCCCACCCCUGAGCUCCGGUCACCCCCAAGGUCCCACGCUGGCCAUCGUCCCCGAGAGAGGAACAGACGGCAUUCUCCGGACCACCGGCACGGCCGCUUCUGAGACUGGCCACCUUGCCCUUCACCCUGACAGAUGUCCCCGGCCAGGAUGCCUCUUCAAGCCCCAUCUUUCCAGGCUCUGGGAUUUAAUCGUCUGUUGCCCCUCUCUCAAAUAAAGUGGUUUAAGGCUUUGUAGGUGGAGCCUUGAGCUGUGGGUUGGAGUUUCCGUCCGCAAACGUGUCUGAUGGAAACAGGAAGCAGGGCUGGGUUCUAGCCACAACUUCAGCGGAGGAGGCACGAACAGGUGGAAGACUCGGACUCAGGACCCUCGUGUCACUGGUGGGCUGGAAACCUCGGCACCUCCAUCGGAGGCUUCUUUAAGGGGGGGAGUCUUGGUUGCCCUUGGAGCUUAGGGGGGUUAAGUGGUAUUAUGGUUUGGGUGUUCCCCAAAGGCCCAUGUGUUGGGGGCUUACUCCCCAAAGUCUUAGGUUAAUGGCUAAUGGAUUAAGAGUGGG
Messenger RNA from Lepus europaeus (European hare), 1215 nucleotides. RefSeq names its product U2 small nuclear RNA auxiliary factor 1 like 4 (gene U2AF1L4). The coding region runs from base 46 to 876 and encodes 276 amino acids. NCBI's taxonomy places the organism in Eukaryota, Metazoa, Chordata, Mammalia, Lagomorpha, Leporidae. The record is from RefSeq and is a predicted model, not a curated record. Gene Ontology annotation, biological process: mRNA splicing, via spliceosome. Gene Ontology annotation, molecular function: pre-mRNA 3'-splice site binding; metal ion binding. Gene Ontology annotation, cellular component: U2AF complex; spliceosomal complex. The transcript has 8 exons.